GCUCGCCAGUAUGCCACAACACAGACGGACAAACUCCCUGAAAGACACAGUUGUCAUCUAGGUGGUCAUGAAAAGAAGUGGGGAAUUUAGAUAGCCUCGUAUCUAUUUUAGAAAUUGAAUUUGAAAUUUAAAGCUUUUCCAGAAGAAAGCUCCAGGCUCAGAUGGCUUCCCGGUGAAUUUUAUCAAAAAGUGAAGAAAGCAGUUAACAACCUAACACAAAUAUCCAGAUAUUAGAGGAGGAGGGAAUACUUUGCAACUCCUUUUAUAAGGUCAGCACGACCUUGAUAGCAAAACCAGACCAGGACGUUACAGGAAAAGGACAUUCAGAUCAGUUUCCCUCACACACAGAAAAUACUUAACACACUAGUAUUAAAUUGAAUCUAGUGAUAAAAGGAUGUUGCAUCAUGAUCAGAAAACUGGCAGAGGGUGAUGGGCCUGUGGCUGGAGGGGGUGCGGUGUCCAGAAGGUUUUCUAGGGGUAGUAGAAAGUGGCAUUUAAAUGACACGGGAGGGGCCAGUGUGGGGGGAGGCCUUGCUCUCAUCUGGGAGUCCUGGGAGCUCCUGCACACCCUUGCUCAGUGGGGGCUGUCCACAUGUCCGCUGUCCUUGUCUGGUGUGAGAGGCUGUGGGUCCAGACACCGGGUCUUUCUCAGGUUGUAUAAGGUACGUUUGGGACGUAGAAAUCCUCUUUUCUUUUCCACAAAACCUGACUUGAGGCUUUCUCCUCUUGAAGCAACCUUAUGCUGACUUGGCAGUCUGGGGGGAAAUAAUGACUUUGUUUGGCCUGGAGCCCCAGCCCCUGCACCAAGUGCCCUUGACGCCGCGUGGUGUUGGGGCUGAAGGGGAUGGAGGACGUGUUGGCUCCUUGUUUGGACUGUAUCUCGUCCCAAGAGGAUCAGGAGAUGAUCCCACUGUUGCCUCACGGCUGCCGAGAAGCUCGACCAAGAACUUCAGAGCCAGGAAACAGUGCUGAGUUCACUUUCCCUCCUGAGUAGUUAGUUGGCAGAGUGGGUGUUGGCGUGGGCUCCGCGGUGGUCCCACUAACCAGGGCCCGAAAUCCACACCCUGGCAGGACUCUGUGAGCACAGGUCUGCGUGUGAUUGGUCCGCACGGCCCUUGUGCCUGGUCAGGGGAGCCUUCAGUUAGGUCCAGUAACGGUCAGUGUUCCAGACACUCAGGGCUCACAGCCUUCUUUCCAAGGGAUGUGUGGUCAACAGGCGGCCUCCAACUGCCAGCGCCUCAGAGCCCGCCUGGAGUCCACGGGGCCUGGGGGCUGUUGGGGGCACCUGAGCUCAUCUCCUGCGGCCCCACUGCCCCUCCUUCCUUAAGUGUGCAUCCCAGGGGUGCACCCUGACAUCUGUCUGCACACCAGACACUGGCCCAGGUUCUGGGGGACCCUGCUGAUCCCGCAGAGUGCGGAGCCACAUGAGAACCAUGGGAGGGCUGAUGGCUCAUGGGGAGGGACACCACAAGUCACGCAGAGUGAAGGCAGAGUCCCCCUGAGGCCUGUGCACACCACAGGGCGUGGAUGGCCCACCCUGCACCUCAGCCCAGUGCUCUGGCUGUUCCUAGGAGGGGCUGGAGCAUUCCCGUCUCGGCCUGAGCUGCCCUCCCCACAAGCCCCAUCCCCAUUUCUCCCAUCCGCUCCCUGUGUUCUGCUUGGCAGCCCCCUCGGCCGGAGGUGUCGCUCUGUGGGUGCUGGCCCUGGAGGCAAGGUCUGUGGGUGGAGUGGGUGGUCCGGCGCCGGCGGGGGGGGGCUGGCUCUUUAAGGGCGGGCGACAUCACAAGGCCGCGGAAGGCCAGACAGCCGUGGAACUCCAGGACCUUGGGCUGUUUCUGGAGCGCCUGUGGGCUCUGGAUUUCCACCUCCAUGGGGCCGCAGGCCCACACGUGAGCACGUGAAGACGUGGCCAUGGCCGAGGGCAGCGAGCUGAUGAACAGGCUCAUGAGUGAGAACGCAGACCUGAAGAAGCAGGUGCGCCUAAUGAAGGAGAACCAGAUGCUGAAGCGUCUGCUCAGUGAGAGCUGCCAGGAGCGCUGUGGUCUCGGAAGCCGAGACCUCCUCUUCACCAAGGUGCCCACCUACCCCGAGGACUGCUCCCCUGGGAGUGCAGGUCUGAGUAAACCAAGACCCGGUUCCCCAUUCUGCUGUGUGUCCUCAGUUGCAGACUUUGGAAGGUUCUCCAGUGCCCCUGAUGCACCCUCCCAGCUGCAGACGUCCUCCCUGGAGGACCUGCUGUGCUCGCACGCCCCCAUCUCCAGUGAGGACGAUGUCUCCCCUGGCUAUGCAGCCUCCACCCAGGUGCCCGUCAAGGCUUUCCUCAGUCCCCUCGAGCUGCGUGUACCCCGAGGCACUGACAGGAAGCUGUCCCCACUCCUGAGCCCCUUGCAGGACCCGCUGGCGGACAAGACCCUGCUGGAGCCCAGGGAGAUGGUCCGGCCCAAGAAAGUGUGCUUCUCGGAGAGCAGCCUGCCCUCUGGGGACAGGACCAGGAGGAGCUACUACCUUAACGAGAUCCAGAGCUUCUCCAGCCCUGAGAAGGAUGGGCGCAUCGUCGGGGAGAUUGCCUUCCAGCUGGACCGGCGCAUUCUGGCCUAUGUCUUCCCGGGGGUGACCCGGCUCUAUGGGUUCACCGUGUCCAACAUCCCUGAGAAGAUCAAGCAGACGUCCAUCAAGUCCCUGGACGGGUCGGUGGACCAGAAGAAGCUGCAUGAGCUGACGCACCGCUACCUGACGCUCACGGCGCGCCUGGAGAGGCUGGGCUACAACCGGGACGUGCACCCGGUGUUCAGCGAGUUCCUCAUCAACACCUACGGCAUCCUGAAGCAGCGGCCCGACCUGCGUGCCAACCCGCUGCACAGCAGCCCGGCCGCGCUGCGCAAGCUGGUCAUCGAUGUGGUGCCCCCCAAGUUCCUGGGCGACUCGCUUCUGCUGCUCACCUGCUUGUGCGAGCUCUCCAAGGAGGACCACAAGCCGCUCUUCGCCUGGUGAGCCCGCCCCGGCGCGCGCCGCGCCUUUCCUGCAAUAAACGUGUUUGUUCCAAUCCCGGGGGCCGCGUGCCUCCUGCGUGUCCCCUCCGGCCGGGGGAAGAGCCGCGUCCGCCGACGGAGCGCCCAGGGCCGCAGGCGCUGGAGCAGGCGCCUCUCUCGGCCCGGGCCACGCACCCCAGGCGCCCAGCCCGCCCGCCGCCCACACCUGCGCGGCACUGUCGCACUUUAUUAAAAUAAUCUA
This is a messenger RNA of Zalophus californianus (California sea lion), 3231 nucleotides long. RefSeq names its product spermatogenesis and centriole associated 1 like (gene SPATC1L). The record is from RefSeq and is a predicted model, not a curated record. The coding region runs from base 1912 to 2991 and encodes 359 amino acids. NCBI's taxonomy places the organism in Eukaryota, Metazoa, Chordata, Mammalia, Carnivora, Otariidae. The transcript has 5 exons.